UCGCAAAACUGCACAUUAUUGUACACUACUUGUGUGUAUUGUAAGUAAGUAAUUGUAGUGUAUCAUGACUUCUAUCAAUGGUCACACCCACUCGUAUUAAAGGUACCUCCUAAAUUAAUCGCACCGCAAUCAACACGCAUAAAAAUCAUCAUAAACCUCUUAAAUUCAAAGAACAAGCAACUAUAUCUUAUCUGAAACGUAAUCCGUAAUUAAUUUAGUAAUUAGUACUUUUAAAAUCUGUUAUCAGAGUAAAUUAAUAGAUACGGGUGCGUAUAAAUUUGGAGGGAUCCUUGAAAACGGCAGCAAUAAUCCGACUUACAUUAAUGGCUCUAUAGCCAGGGUCGGGUCUGCUCGUUCUGCAGCGACUUCUAAAUCAAAGUAAUAAUAAUUAGUAAGAAGAAAUGAUGCGAUUGACGACGUUACUGAUGGGAGUGGUGGCGAUAGUGGGUGUGAUGGCGUUGCCCGCGGAGAUGCCGGAGCCUGGAGAGCUGGCGACGCUGCUCGGCGAAGAAGAGUUUGAAGACUACCUUGACAAAUGGAUUGAAUAUGAACAGGCGAAAUUCGGAAACGAUACCGCUGUACUGCAGGCUCGAAGCGGAUGCCAAAUCCGCGUCAACGGCGACCUCGGCCAGCCGCAGCCGGUGUACAUCCACAACGGGAACUACCCCGUGCCUCAAGGCAACACCGGCGUCAUCCACCUGAACACCGGGGAAGCCAUCACCGUCUCCUGUGUCGGUAACGGUCGCACCAUCGUCCACCCCCAAAUUGCAGCCUCCGUCGUUACUGCGACCGCCACUUGUGUAAGUGGUGCAUUGGUCUCCGGCGCCGGCUGGUUGAAUGGAAAUGGAGCCUUCGGAGGGCUAACUUGCACCGCGCAUGCCUUCCACGACGCUGAGUACACCAACGAGAGAUGUUUCAACAACUUUCAAGUUAUCCGGGUCGGUUUCUAUGUAAACAACGUGUUCUAUCCAAAGUACUGGUCAUGCUUUGAUCCUAACAGACUGGAAGUUCUGUACGUUUGGUACGAACAAAAUGAGGAACAUGCAGUGCACCAAACUGGGGUCGACCGCCCAAGUUGGCUGGCUGGCAGUUUCUUCCCGGGUGUCGGCAUCAACGCUCUCUACACUCAAGUCCAACAGAAAGCCAAGAUCGCCGAAUACGUUGGUGCGGAGUUAGCUGACAAGUAUGUGACGUCCACGCAAUUCCUGGCUCGCGGACACUUGACUGCCAAGUCUGACAUGAUCUUCGCUACCGGCCAGCGGUCUACCUUCUACUUCAUCAACGCUGCUCCUCAGUGGCAGCCGUUCAAUGCUGGUAACUGGAACUGGCUCGAACAGAACCUUCGCGCCCGUAUUGGAGAGGCAGGGUACCACACGACCAUAUACACGGGUACCUGGGGAGUGUCCCAGCUACGGAACCAGGCUGGCCAACUAGUGGACAUCUUCCUACAUCACGACGCCAAUAACAACGCUCAACUGCCAGUGCCUCUGUACUUCUAUAAGGUGGUGUACGACGCUUCUCGUCGUCAAGGUACGGCGUUCGUUAGUAUUAACAACCCGCACUACACGGAGGCCGAAGUUCGUGCUCUAACAUUCUGCACGGACCGGUGUCGCAACAACGCAGCUUUCGAUUGGCUGCGGUGGCAGCCCGACCGCAUCGACAUCGGAUACAGCUUCUGUUGCGAUGUGGAUGACUUCAGACGCACCGUUCCUCAUCUCCCCGCUUUUACUGUCACUGGACUCUUAGCGUAAUCAAAAAUAUCUAAACAAUUUAACUCGUGCAAAUUACCCACGUAUCCUUAGUUAUUUCGCACGAGUGAGGUAAACAUCUGUAAAGUCCGAUAGGUAACUAAAAUGAUAAACUUCCCCACUUACUAAUAAUAAAUUCUAGUUAAUGGAUGUCUUCAUUUUACAACUUCCUUUAAGUACCUGAAAUCUUAUCAUUUGUAUAAUAUGAAAUAAUAAUAAAUAUAUGAAUAAAACGAUAAUAAACUCUUUCA
This is a messenger RNA of Pectinophora gossypiella (pink bollworm), 1999 nucleotides long. RefSeq lists its product as uncharacterized. NCBI's taxonomy places the organism in Eukaryota, Metazoa, Arthropoda, Insecta, Lepidoptera, Gelechiidae. Gene Ontology annotation, cellular component: nucleus; mitochondrial inner membrane. The record is from RefSeq and is a predicted model, not a curated record. The transcript has 7 exons. Gene Ontology annotation, biological process: apoptotic DNA fragmentation. Bases 402 to 1751 code for a protein of 449 amino acids. Gene Ontology annotation, molecular function: nucleic acid binding; single-stranded DNA endonuclease activity; RNA endonuclease activity.